AUGGCAUUGAUCACGCUCAUGUCUUUAAUCUUGCUGUCGGCGCUUGCCCUCCAGUCCGUAUCCUGCUUUAGUUUCAACAAUAAGCCACAAGACACGAAGACUUUCCCCCGAGCGACGCCGGUAAGGCUGAAUGCCGUGCGUAAGCCGGUGCCUCGAAAUCCUCGUCGAGCUUACCCUCUGGUGAGCAAGGAUGAGCUUUAUUUCUCCAUUGAAGUCACCCUCGGCGGCCAAUCUGUAUAUCUCGAAGUCGACACAGGCAGCUCCAACAUCUGGGCUAUCGAAAAGGGCUAUAUCUGCCAGCCGGGAUGGUCUUGUGACUAUGGCACAGGCAUUCAACUAAACAGCAAUUUUGAACAGCUUCCAGAUGAGACUUUUGUUACCGGCUAUGCAGACACUCAGGGUGCGAGUGGAAUCAUGGUCAACACGAGUGUUGAAGUCGCGGGGAUACUGAUUCCGGAACAGCGAGUCGGCCUGGCAACAUCGGCAAGCAAUGAGACUCACUUUGUCCUGUACACCGUCGGAGACGGGGUCAUAUCUGGGUAUCUUGGGCUGGCGUAUCCCAUCCUGACCUCGGAGACUGAUGAUGGGUUCGCUCAGCAUUACUCUUCGGUCCCGAACACCAUCUUCCAGGAAGGCCUCGCGGAUCCCAUAUUCGCCCUUGCCAUCUCACGGGAUGCUUCGAACACCGGAUUCGGGGGAUACAUGACCAUUGGCGGAGUGCCUGAUCUGUCGGAUGCUGCUGUGAACGCGGUUCUGCCUUACGGUUCCGCCCCCAUUGUAAUAAAUCCAGUUGUUGACGCAAGCCAAGUGACAGACUACGCCAUUUACGUUGAUGCUCUUGGAUGGUCCAGCCCCUCAGGAACAGGUAGCGGAGAGGACAGUGCGUCAGUCCUUUACAUAGUCGACUCCGGCACGACGAUUACACACGUUCCUGAUGCGGAUGCGGCUUCUAUCAACGCCCUCUUUAACCCUCCGGCCACGCAAGAUGACAAUGGAAACUAUCUCGUGCUGUGCGACGCCAAGGCGCCGGACAUAUACAUUACUGUUGGCGGCGUGAAGCUGCCAAUCAACCCUGUUGACCUCAUUCUUCCCGGAACCGGCACGUGCUACUCGAGUAUUCAGGGACUCCUCAAGACAUUUCCAGCCGGCAUUAUCGGGGAUACCAUGCUGCGUAGUCUGCUGGCCGUCUUUGACUGGGGUGAGCAGAUGGUCCAUUUGGCAAGCAGGCCGGAAUACGAAUCUUGA
Molecule: messenger RNA, 1245 nt
Organism: Fonsecaea erecta
Lineage: Eukaryota; Fungi; Ascomycota; Eurotiomycetes; Chaetothyriales; Herpotrichiellaceae
Exons: 2
Coding region: 1-1245 (414 amino acids)
Biological process (GO): proteolysis
Cellular component (GO): fungal-type vacuole
Molecular function (GO): aspartic-type endopeptidase activity
Source: RefSeq, a predicted model, not a curated record